AUGUCCGCGUCGUUGAGCGCGCGCGCGCGCGUCUCGUCGUCCAUCGCGGUCGAUGGGUUUCGUCGACGUCACCAACAAUCGACCAAGCGAGGUUUGGUCGUUCGCAACGCCAAGGGCGACAUCUACGAGGCGACGCUCCCGAAGCCGAUUGAGUUGAAGUUUAACCGCGGAAACGACGGCGGCGCGUACGUCGUCUUCGUCCCGAACGAUCCGGCGUACGAACGAUUCCAAGUCGGCGAUAAGAUCGAAGGCGUGAGCGCGUCGUUCGGUGACGAGGUCUGGGGGGCUGAGUCGUACGGACAGGUGAUGUACGCGAUCAAGAACAGAAACGGUGACAUUUAUCUGAAGAUGUUGGACAUGGACGGCGACGUGUCCGCGCUUACGGCUGAGAAGAGCUCGGCGUUCAAGAACGAGCGUGCGGGUGGGAACUACGGCGCCGGGACGAAGGAGCAACAGAUGAAUAACUAUUCCAAGAAGCGUGAGUUGGAAACCCAGAGAUUAGACAUGUUCGACGAGGCGAUCGAGCUAUACAACGCGAAGGAUUACGACAACGCGCUCAUCGUCUUCGAGGAGGUCGCGGCGUUGGAACCGAAGAAUUACAUGGGCGACGAUUUCUCCAAGACGACAGAAAUUUACAAAGUGGCGCAGUACAACAUCGCGUGCUGCUUCUCCAGGAUCGGUAAGACGGACGAAUCCCUGCUCGCGCUCAAGCGCUGCAUGAUGGCGGGUUGGACCGACUACAAGAAGAUUCGUCAAGACCCGUCGCUCGAGUUCAUCCAAAAGCAACCCGGCUUCACCGAACUCCUCGACAAGUUCGACGAGCCCUUCAUCAACGUCAACGCCGUGAACGCGUUCAAGUCUCUGUUCGGCGGUAAGAAGUAG
Molecule: messenger RNA, 882 nt
Organism: Ostreococcus tauri
Lineage: Eukaryota; Viridiplantae; Chlorophyta; Mamiellophyceae; Mamiellales; Bathycoccaceae
Product: Tetratricopeptide-like helical
Exons: 2
Coding region: 1-882 (293 amino acids)
Molecular function (GO): protein binding
Source: RefSeq, a predicted model, not a curated record